This is a messenger RNA of Melanotaenia boesemani (Boeseman's rainbowfish), 2214 nucleotides long. It is a transcript of the gene gpr39, whose product is annotated as G protein-coupled receptor 39. Gene Ontology annotation, cellular component: membrane. Lineage: Eukaryota; Metazoa; Chordata; Actinopteri; Atheriniformes; Melanotaeniidae. The record is from RefSeq and is a predicted model, not a curated record. The coding region runs from base 312 to 1532 and encodes 406 amino acids. The transcript is spliced from 3 exons. Gene Ontology annotation, biological process: G protein-coupled receptor signaling pathway. Gene Ontology annotation, molecular function: G protein-coupled receptor activity.
ACACUUUGCUCAGACUGAGGUGAAGACAACCGAGUCUUCAGAAGGUCUAGUAAGGGCUCUGGGGAAUUGUACAUUUCUGGAUUGUGAGACGAUGGAGCAGACUAGGGAGCGCUGGACUUGUUAAUUUGUUGACACUGACACAUUCUUCAGACAAUCAGGAACUACUGGAUUUAAAGAAACGUCUUCAGUAUAAAUUGUUAUCUUGGAAUAAACGGCCACAUCUGGAUUGGUUUCAAUCUCAGGGACUGUGCUCAGCAGAACUGAUAACCUAAUCAAUUCCUGGAGAAAUCUUGGCUGACCACUCUGUAACUAUGGAUGAGGAAAAAGACUGGAGUAAACUUGAACCAAACUAUCCCAUCAAAAUCUUCCUGACGGUUCUCUACAGCCUCAUGCUGGUGAGUGGGAUUGUGGGUAAUUCAAUCACUAUCAGAGUGACACAAGUGCUAAAGCGUAAUGGCUACCUGCAGAAGAAUGUGACCGACCAUAUGGUUAGCCUGGCAUGCUCCGACCUGCUGGUGCUGCUUAUCGGCAUGCCGGUGGAGCUGUACAGCGCCAUCUGGUUCCCCUUCACCUCCGCAUCAGGUAAUGCUUCCUGCAAGAUUUACAACUUCCUGUUUGAGGCUUGCAGUUAUGCCACAAUCCUCAAUGUAGCCACGCUGAGCUUCGAGCGCUAUGUUGCCAUCUGUCACCCUUUUCGAUUCAAAGCCUUGAUGGGAAAACGUACAGUGGCCCUCAUCACCUUUGCAUGGAUGGUGUCUGUGCUCGUUGCUCUGCCUCUGCUGAUUGCCACAGGAACAGAGGGACACAUACCCCUCCGACAAGCCACACCAGUCCAAAAUCUGACUUUCUGCACCAAUCUGAGGGAGCACUGGGUGAUGUACAGAGUCAGCCUCUUCGUGGCUUUCAUCGUCUACAUGAUUGUGCUAAUCUGUGUGGCCUUCAUGUGCCGCUCUAUGAUUUUAGUCCUGAAGAAACCUUUGGGAUCGAUAGAUAAUGGAAUCAAUGAAAGUCGAAAGCAUGAGAGUUCAACAGCAAAGACAGCAAGAAAGCAGACAAUAAUAUUUCUGGGUCUCAUUGUGGGAUCUUUGAUGGUGUGCUGGUUUCCUAACCAGAUUCGUCGUCUUAUGAUGGCUGCUAUGCCCAAGUCCGAGUGGACCCGUUCCUACUUCCGGAGCUACGUCAUCCUCCACCCUGUGGCGGACACCUUCUUCUACCUUAGCUCCGUCCUCAACCCUUUCCUCUACACUCUCUCCUCCAGACAGUUCAGGGAGGUGUUUGUCCAGGUGAUGCGGUGCAAUCUCACCAUCGAACACGUCAACAAGCGUACUCUGCAGAACUCCAGCGCUGCCUCGAAGCACUCCCUCCGGCCCUUACUGCUGAAGUCAUUGCGUCGCAACAGGGCAAGCCACCCCACCAUCGUACAAGAGAAUUCAACUUCAACUUCAAAUACUCAGUUGUCCAGCGGCAUUACAGAAGGGCACGAUUCAGUUAUUAAGUUACAGACAAAUGUACCAUCAGAGACUGAAAUAUAGUAUGCUGUUUAUUUUAAUGCAACACAGUUAUUAGUAAAAACAAAUAUGUUUAAACUGCUUUAUAAAUGGUGUUUUGUGUUGUGUCAUGACAAUUUAGAAACGUUACUUAUACACAGUGAACACAUUACAGCUUUCCAUUAUUUCAGACAGAUAAUCAUCUGAAAGGUUUUUACAAUACAAAGCUUGAUGGAGUGUGUCAUUUUAUUCAAGUCAUAAUUAUUAUGGUUAUUCCAGGGUUUAAAUGACAAGUUACAAAUGAACACCUACAGCUUCAGCUAAGGUUAAAGGUACACAGUGCAAUGUUUGACCACUGCUUUUGUCCGAUGUGGUGUUUGUAUCUUGUGAUCUGUCAGCAAGCUCCAAACAUAGUUUAGUUUCUAUAGUGUAGAAAAAUAAAUUCCCUUAUCCUACAGAAUAUGACUACUCAUACAAUUAUAACAGAAGCUGCUGUAAAAUUAUUCUAAAGAAACAUAGUGAAGAAGGCCCCUUGUUGUGCUUUGCAGCAUCACCAGCGCUGGAGGAAUAAUACGGUGGAGGUAAUGAUCCUCUUUAGCUUCUCUGGCAUCUUAAUUUGCAACAGAUGGCACUGAACAUGUUCUUACGAAGCUUACAUCGCUAGGGGCUCUUGUACAAUGAAAAAGGCAAAAAAAAAAAAAGGGCGCCAGUCUUACUUUGACCAUUA